AUGGAAUCGCUUGAAUGCAAUGUACUACUUGUUGGUCAAAUCUACUUGGACACCAUUCUCAAUGUGCCUCAUUUCCCCGAGGAAGACCAUAAACUUCGAGCAACGCGUAUGGAACAACGAAGAGGUGGCAACACUGCAAAUACAGCUGAAAUCCUUGCCCAGUUCCCAAAGAUAAGGCCAUGGUGCAUGUCUGCUCUCGGUCCAAAGAUUACCACAAAGUCCCUGAUACACGAUAUGGAAGAUGCAGGCAUCAAUACGUCCACUUGUCUCUUUCGUAAUGAACCUACACCUUCAUCAUAUAUCAUCCAAAGCAACACAACUGGAUCCAGGACCAUCAUUUCCAGCACAACCAUUAACGAUAUCACUGUGGAAGAGUUUGCAAAAGAGAUUGAAACCAAGAUGACAUCAUCGGAUCGUACUACUCCUCCAUUCAAUUGGGUUCAUUUUGAAGGACGCAACAUUGAUCAAGUGGUACAACAAAUUGACUGGCUCAACGACAAGGCUAUCGCUGAUGGAUGGAGGGAUCAACUCGUCAUUUCAGUUGAACUCGAGAAACCCGAUCGUGAGCAUAUUGAUUGGCUCAUGCCAAAGGGCGAUGUGGUGUUUUUUUCAAAGCUUUUUGCCGAACGACGAGGUUAUGAUAACGCUGCAACAUUCCUGCAUGAUAUCAAGGCACAAUGCAAAGCAAAGGCAAUUAUCUACUGCACAUGGGGAUCACACGGGGCAACAUGUUUGUCGCCGGAUAAUACAUUACAUCAUGCCCCUGCCAUCAAGACUGAACGAGUGAUUGAUGCUAUUGGUGCAGGAGACACUUUUAUUGCAGGCAUCAUCUUUUCAUUGUUAAGAAACAUGUCAUUGUCUUUAUCCCUGAAAUUUGCUUGUGAGCUUGCCAGUCGAAAGGUGGCACAACAAGGAUUCUCGGGCUUAGCCAAACAAGCUAUGAUAACAAUGCUGCUGCCUGAUGAUGGAGGCGAUGAUGACAAUGACACCAACGACCAAAGACAUAGCACUUAG
Molecule: messenger RNA, 1014 nt
Organism: Lichtheimia ornata
Lineage: Eukaryota; Fungi; Mucoromycota; Mucoromycetes; Mucorales; Lichtheimiaceae
Exons: 6
Coding region: 1-1014 (337 amino acids)
Source: RefSeq, a predicted model, not a curated record